This is a messenger RNA of Lathyrus oleraceus (garden pea), 477 nucleotides long. RefSeq lists its product as uncharacterized. The transcript has a single exon. The coding region runs from base 1 to 477 and encodes 158 amino acids. NCBI's taxonomy places the organism in Eukaryota, Viridiplantae, Streptophyta, Magnoliopsida, Fabales, Fabaceae. The record is from RefSeq and is a predicted model, not a curated record.
AUGACAUCUGAGGCUUUCAAGUUGAAAGGCCUCUCUGAACAAGUCAGAAAUGACUUUAUCAAAGAAGCUGGAGAGAGGCUAGAGGCUCAUCUACCCAGAGAGGCAGAAGAUAAAGCUCGCAGAGAAGCAGAAGAAAAGGCUAGACUGGAAGCAGAAGAGGAAGCCAGAAAAAAAGCUGCAGAAAAGGCCUCCGCUGAGGCUGUUGCUGCUGAAGCUGAAACCAAAGCCAAGGUUGACGCUGAAGAAGCAGCACACAUUGCUGCGGAAGAAGCUGCCAAGGCAAAGGACAUAACUCCGACUCAUGGGGACCCAUCUCAGUCUAACUUUUCUCCACUGGUAUUGAAGACUCUGAAGGAACUACAGAAAGAGCAACAGAUUGUGAGAGCCAGACUGGAUCAACAGGACUCUGUCAACUCCAACAUUCAGAAUCUGCUGACUCGGCUACUGCAAAGGAUGCCACCUCCUCCGAACCCUUAG